GGGGGAAUUCCUCUGUAAACGCGGCCGCUAGAAAUGUGGAUUCCUGUUGGUGCAUGAAUCGCCAGUAAAUUAUUUUGAGCAUCAGUGCAGAAUGGCGACUAAAACUGCACCCAAGAGCCAGCUCAGGCUGGAAUGGGUGUACGGUUAUCGGGGUCAUCAAUGUCGGAACAAUCUAUAUUACACCUUUAGCAAAGAAGUGACCUAUUUUGUAGCCGGUGUUGGGAUUGUUUACAACCCUAGGGAACAUAAACAACGGUUCUUUCUUGGACAUGAUGAUGAUAUUUUGUGCUUGGCCCUUCACCCUGACAAGACGAUGGUUGCCACUGGUCAGACAGGGAAAAACCCGUUUAUCUGUGUGUGGGAUACAGCUACCAUGGAAACCAUCUCCAUCCUCCGUGACGGACACCAGAAUGGUAUAGCAGCAGUGGGUUUUGAUAAAGAGGGAGGGCGUGUGGUGUCUGUGGGGUUGGACCAACAUUCCACCAUUAAUGUAUGGGACUGGAGGAGAGGCAAGAUCUUGGCUACUGUCAGAGGACAUUCAGAUAGAGUGUUUGAUGUCCAGUUUAACCCCAAUGCAGAAAACUCUUUGGUCAGUUGUGGCGUAAAGCACAUAAAGUUUUGGUCUCUGUGUGGGAAUGCUCUGACCCCGAAGAAGGGUGUGUUUGGGAAGACGGGAGAGAUCCAAACAAUCCUGUGUGUGGCGUUUGGAUUGGAUGACGUUACGUAUUCCGGUACAUUAGCUGGGGACGUGUAUGUUUGGAGGGGAAGUAACUUAAGUCAAGUGAUUGCAGCAGCUCAUCAAGGUGCAAUAUUUACAAUGGACAUGUCGGAAGAUGGCUAUAGUACUGGGGGGAAGGAUGGCACGGUCAAACUAUGGGACCCGGACUUUAAACCGGUCACCAGCAUCAACCUGGCUAAUUCACCGGCGGGGUAUAAAGGCUUAACAGUACGUAGUGUGUGUUGGCGAGGGGAUAGAGUAUUGAUUGGAACUCAGGACAGCCAAAUAUUUGAAGUGCUUGUUAGAGAUCGGGACAAGCCACACUGCCUAGUUGAUGGUCAUGCAGAGGGGGAGUUAUGGGCCUUGGCUAUCCAUCCAAAGAAGCCUAUUUUUGCGUCAGGAAGUGAUGACCAGACAUUGCGAUUAUGGAAUAUAAACAACUUUGAGAUUCUCUCCAAGAUGUCUGCUGAUCAGAAGAUCAGAAGUUGUGCAUUUGAUGCCGAUGGAAACCAUAUUGCAUUGGGUCUAACUGAUGGUUCCUUCUUGGUUCUUAAAACCAGAGAUUUAUCAGAAGUUGUACACCUCAAGGACAGGAAGGAAGUGAUCCAUGAAAUGAAAUUUUCACCGUGUAAUAAAUACCUGGCCGUCGCCUCCAAUGACAAUUUUGUGGACAUUUACUCGACUGAGCAGCGGUACAAAUUAUUGGGAACAUGUCGUGGGAGUUCCAGUUUCAUCACUCACAUAGACUGGUCGAAAGAUAGCAAUUACCUGCAGACAAACAGCGGGGCUGCUGAAAGGCUCUUCUUCAAAAUGCCAGCUGGGAAGCAAGUAACAAACCGAGAGGAAAUUUCCAGCAUCCACUGGAACACAUUUACCGGUGUCCUGGGAAAUGAGGUCAACGGGAUCUGGGAAAAGUACACGGAUACAAAUGAUGUCAACGCUGUGGACGCACAUUACCAGGGGGACGUGUUGGUUACGGGAGACGAUUUCGGACUUGUGAAGCUUUUCAAAUUCCCAUGUUUGAAGAAAGGUGCAAAGUUUAGGAAGUAUGUGGGACACUCAGCCCAUGUGACCAAUGUCCGAUUUUCUCAUGACAAAACAAAAGUGAUUUCCACUGGAGGUGCGGAUCAUGCCGUGUUUCAGUGGAGAUUCCUGCUUGAUGGAAGCAAUGAUCCAGAUCCUCAGUCAGGCUUUGUGGAUUCAAACAGUGAGGAGAGUGACUCGGAUUUAUCUGAUGUAGCAGACAUGGACUCGGAUUUAGAGGCGGAGAAACAGGUGGUGUAUUCCAGAGCUCUCUACAAGGAGGAUGCAGCCAGGAUCCGGAAACUGAACAAGGAGGAUCAGCAAACGGGCCAAAAACGAAAAAGAGGCCCAACAGCAGGGCUCAAACUGCAGUUCAUUCAUGGGUAUCGCGGCUAUGACUGCCGUAACAAUUUAUUCUACACGCAGAGUGGUGAAGUGGUGUACCACGUGGCUGCUGCUGGUAUUGUCUAUAACCGAGAGAAACAUGCUCAGAAAUUCUACACGGAACACACCGACGACAUCUUAUGUCUGUGUAUCCACCCCAUUAAAGACCUCGUGGCCACAGGACAGGUGGGUCGUGAUCCUGCAGUUCACAUUUGGGAUGCAGAAACCAUGAAGACAGCCUCCAUAUUGAAAGGACAACACCAGAGAGGGGUGUGUGCUGUAGAUUUCUCAGGUGAUGGCAAAAAGUUGGCUUCUGUUGGUCUGGAUGAUAAUCAUUGUAUCGUUGUCUGGGAUUGGAGGAAAGGAGAAAAACUCGCUACAACGAGGGGCCAUAAAGAUAAAAUAUUUGUCAUCAAGUGGAAUCCAUUUGAAGCCAAUAAGCUGAUCACUGUAGGAGUGAAACACAUCAAGUUCUGGACUCAAGCAGGUGGUGGUUUCACUUCUACACGCGGCACGUUUGGUAACGUAUCCAAGUCCUGUGAUAUGCUGUGUGUGGCAUUCGGGAAGGCAGCAGACAUCAGCUUCUCGGGCGGUAGUGACGGCAACGUUUUCAUCUGGAAAGAUUCCACGCUGCAGAAGUCAGUCAAAGCACACGAGGGGCCACUAUUCGCUAUGCAUUCUCUGGACAAGGGUUUCGUGACAGGGGGUAAGGACGGAAUGAUCGGCCUGUGGGACGAUCAGUUUGAGCGGUGUCUGAAGCAGUACUACAUCAAGAAGUCGGGAAUCGAACAGACCUCCAAGGGAGUACUGAUGAAAGAUUUACCAGCGAUCAGGGCCAUCGUUCUAGGUCAUGGCAAAAUCCUUGUGGGAACCAAAAAUGGGGAGGUUUUGGAAGUGGAUAAAGGGGGACCCAUGACACUUCUGACCCAGGGUCACAUGCAGGGAGAGCUUUGGGGGUUAGGGAUGCAUCCCACCCAGCAGUUCUGUGCCACAGUGAGUGAUGAUAAGACCCUCAGGGUGUGGGACUUGAGAUCUGACCACAGAAUGGUCAGCUACAAAAUCCUGAAGCAGGCGGGCCGAAGUGUAGGCUUCUCAUCAGAUGGAAAAUUCCUGGCUGUUGGGCUUAAAGAUGGGAGUUUUAUUGUUGUAAAUGCUGCCAAUAUGGAGGAGGUGAUAUCUUUUCAUCACAGGAAAGAGGAAAUCUCAGACAUCAAAUUCUCCCCAGAGGAAGGGAAGUACCUAGCUGUGGCCUCCCAUGACAAUUUUGUGGACAUCUACAACGUGUUGAGUAAGAAGAGAGUGGGCACUUGUAAGGCAGCAUCCAGUUACAUCACGCACGUCGACUGGGACAAUACAGGGAGGUUACUGAUGGUGAAUACAGGAGCAAAGGAACAGUUAUUUUACGAGGCACCUCGUGGUAAGAGAUUGACUCUCAGUAACUCUGAGGUCGAGAAAAUUGACUGGACAACAUGGACCAGUGUUCUCGGAAAGACGUGUGAGGGGGUGUGGCCACCAAAGAGUGACAUCACUGAUGUGAAUGCCACGUCACUGUCCAAGGACAAACAGCUGCUGGCCACUGGGGACGACUUCGGAUUUGUCAAACUGUUCCAAUAUCCAGUGAAGGGAAAGUUUGCCAAACACAAGCGAUAUGUAGGUCAUUCGGCCCACGUAACGAAUGUCCGGUGGUCAUCUGAUGACAAGCUCCUGGUGUCGGCCGGCGGUGCUGAUACAGCGGUGAUGGUGUGGCAGUGUAGCUCAGCGGCAGACAGGAAUACAGCGUGUGGUGAAAGUGACGACUCCGACACAGAUUCAGAGGAAGAAGGAGGUUAUGACAGUGAUGUUGAACGUGAGAAGAAUAUGGAUUACAACACUAAGAUAUAUAUCAACCCAAUCAGGGAGAAGGAGGGCACAAAACCACACCUACAGGAACAUGCAGAAUUGGAAAAACCCAGUGUCAGCAGAAAUGCACCGGUUCCUCCCAAAGUGCAGCGGGCAGAAAUACCCACCACCGGUUCUAAACGCAAGAAGAUCACCCCAGUCAAUGAUUUAAAGUUGGAGUAUGUCCAUGGUUACAGAGGAUUCGACUCCAGAAAUAAUUUACACUUCAUCAACGAAGGAGCCGACAUAGUGUUUCAUGCUGCCGGGGCAGGAAUUGUUCAGAAUCUGUCCACAGGAAAUCAAAGUUUCUACUUGGAGCACACGGAUGACAUCAUAUGUUUAGCAGCCAAUCAGCAUAGCAAGUUCAAGAACAUUGUAGCCUCAGGUCAAAUUGGAAAUCCUCCGUCCAUUCAUGUCUGGGAUGCUGCCACCAAGGAGACCAAAUCUAUUCUAAGGGGAGGUCACUCUAGAGGAGUGUGUUCUGUGGAUUUCUCGUGUAGUGGGAAAUACAUAGUGUCUGUAGACUUGGCUGAUGAUCAUCAGAUUGCUGUUUGGAGGUGGCAGGAAGGUGUAAAAGUAGCAAGUGUUCCUGGCCAUAACCAGCGAAUUUUCCGAGCAGAGUUCCGCCCAGACUCCGACAGUCAGUUUGUGUCUGUGGGGGUGAAACAUGUCAAGUUCUGGACAGUGGCCGGCAGUGAGCUGGUGGGCAAGCGGGGGAUUCUGACCGACGCCGGGACGGGAACACAAAAGAAGACCAUGCAGACCAUGUUGUCUCUGGCAUUUGGAGCUAACAAUGUGACCUUCACUGGGGCGAUGAACGGGGAUGUUUAUGUGUGGAAGGAUGCGACGCUCACCCGCCUAGUAUCGAAAGCUCACAAUGGUCCGGUGUUCAGCAUGUUUACAACCCUCAGGGACGGUUUUAUUGUCACUGGAGGAAAGGAGGGAUCAAGUAAAGACAACGGCCCGGUUAAGGUGUGGGAUCAGGAAAUGUUGAGACGGAGGGCAUUUCCUCUGACUGAAACGGGGAACAAGAUUGAUGUCGUUAAAUCAGUCUGUAGAACCAAGGGUAAGCUUCUGGUUGGUACAAAAGAUAACACCGUCCUAGAGAUUACAGAGAAGAACGCAACCGUCCAAGUCCUGGUGGCCGGACAUGGCGAGGGGGAGGUAUGGGGGUUAGACACUCAUCCCCUGGUUUCCAGGUUCGUCACUGGUAGCUUUGAUGGGUCUGUGCGAGUCUGGGAUCUAGCUAAUAAGUCGUUAGUUGGUAAGCUGGCUGUGAGUGCAGCUCGCUCCGUCGCCUUCAGUCUGGAUGGUGAAUUGAUUGCAGUUGGCUGUAAAAACGGGGAAUUCCUGGUGUUCUCUACCAACGACUUAAAGUUACUUGGUAAAAGACGAGACAGAUCAGGGGCCAUUAAUGAUAUUAGAUUUAGUCCUGAUAAGAAGCAGCUAGCCGUGGGGUCCGAGGAAAAUUGUGUGGAUUUCUAUGAUCUGACCUCUGGCCCGGCCCUCCACAGGAGUGGUUACUGUAAGGGCAUCCCUAGCUUCGUCAUCCAGAUGGACUUCUCUGCCGACAGCAAGUACAUCCGAGUGAGCACAGGUGCAUAUAUACACCAGAUAUUUGAGGUACCCAGUGGGAAAAUCAUAGAAAACCAGAAAAUCAUUGAAAGCAUCACAUGGGCUUCAUGGACAAGUGUAUUAGGUAAGGAGGUGGUUGGAAUCUGGCCUAAGGACUCCAGUAACGCAGACGUUAACUGCGCUCAUUUGUCACACCUUGGUACAGCACUUGCUACGGGCGACGACUUCGGCUUUGUUAAACUGUUCAACUUCCCGUGUUCUGAAAAAAAUGCACCUAAUAAAUCGUUUGUGGGACACUCAGCUCAUGUUACCAAUGUUCGAUUUUCCUUUGAUGACAAAUACUUAAUCAGCACUGGAGGAGAUGAUUGCAGCAUCUUUGUAUGGCGAUGUCUCUAAGUGCUAGGACUUCCAGGAAAGAAAAAACUGCAACCUUAUUCGAUGAUUCCCGUGGCAGAGAUGGCCUGGCAAUAAACAUGAUGCAGUUUUAUGAAUAGAAACUACAAACAAAUACUGUCAUUUAAGCUUUGUAGAUUUAGUCAUUAACACAGAAUGUAUGUAUACAGAGUUAGUUAGAGGUUGUUAAAUGUACGUACAUGUGUUUAAUCCGACCACUAGGCAGCAGAUUUUGUGUUUUGGUUGUGAUUGAAUUUAAUGGUGGAAGAUAAGUUAGUAUAAUUGCUUAGAAAGCUUGUGUAUACACUUUUUAAAAAACUUUUUUGUAGACAUUUAAUUUGAUAAUCUCGCAUGUAUUGCCAUAAGUACAUGUACAUAUCAUAUUUACUAGAGUUAUUAACUAUUUUGAAGACUGGAUAUUUAAAAGAUCUUUAAUAUCUUUGUGUACAUACAAUAUACAUUUGUUUUGUCUGGAAAUCUCAGUUUUACAUCUCCGUCCAAUGAAACGUUAGCUAUGACACCUUGCUCCUGUAGUUGUCUCCCCUUACUGCAGUGAGCCAAUUUUGUCCACUCAUAUUGUUUUGUAUUGUGUAUUUAAGAUCAGUUGUUAUAUCAUAUCUAAAUAUAUGUGGGGUAUUUUGUGAAAUUUUAAGAUGUUUCUUCAACCCUUGAUGUGCGUUCAAGAUAUUAUUCAAAGAACUACCAUACUCUGUUCACAGUCCUGAGGAAAUAAAUAAAAUAUAUAUUAUAUUUAUAUGAUAAAUAGAACAUACAAUAUAUAUAAUAAAUACAAUAUUCUGUAAACCAACUUUUAAUUUGCGUCAACUUUUACAGUGAUAAGUGACUAAUUUUCGGGACGUAGAAAAUUUUAAACAAUUUAAGAAGAGACACAGUAAAGGACUGGUUUGCAGUAAGAAAUAUUUGUCGACGAGGUUCUCGCGAACUCCACGAAAAUUUCUCAAACGGGAAUAAAGGUUGGUUUACAGUCCUCUGGAAUGCAUUCACUUGUGGGGCCAUCAUUUACGAAGGUUUAAAAUGUUCACUAGGUCUUAGAGAUAUAAGCUCUCUAUUUGCUUUACUCUGUGAUAGUUUUUGAGAUUUUUAUUAUUUCAGCAAUUACAUGGCAUUGAUCAAAUUUUGUUUCUUAAUACUUACAUGUAAUAUUUAUUUUAAAAUGUAUUACAUUUUACUUGCAGUUAUUGUAGUUAUAAUAAAUUUAUAGAAACAAG
Molecule: messenger RNA, 7200 nt
Organism: Ostrea edulis (European flat oyster)
Lineage: Eukaryota; Metazoa; Mollusca; Bivalvia; Ostreida; Ostreidae
Product: echinoderm microtubule-associated protein-like 6
Exons: 36
Coding region: 92-5974 (1960 amino acids)
Molecular function (GO): microtubule binding
Source: RefSeq, a predicted model, not a curated record